AUGAUAAGCCACGUGGCCUCAGAAGCCGAAGCUGAAGCUGCGAAUGCAGCUGUGCCGAAGCUGGUGGAAUGCAAGUGCGCGGUUUGCUGCGGCUGCAUAAAGUCGUAUUUGCCGAAUGGCAUGGCGAACCUCUCUUUGUGCGCAAAGCACGCAGCAAAGCGCAGGCAGUUCCAUGAUCAGGCAAACAAGGCUGGAAUGCUGAAGGAUGUCUUGGCAAUGGAGAGGACAGAGCCGGACCGUCACCUCCAGGCCUUGUGCACCUACUGCACUGGCCAGCACAAUGCAGCAGCGCCCCUGAGCUGCAGAAACGUGACUGAGGUGUGUGCACAGUACUAUGCUGGGGUCGGGUCGAAGCCCGGCCGAAAGAAGCCCGAGGAGAAGACACCGUAUGAUUUCGCUGCGCUCAUCAAUUCCAAGACCGUCGGCGUGCUCGAGGCCGACGACGGCAUUAUGUCAGCUAUGGCAUAUGCAGACUAUGUGGACUAUUAUACAUCCAAGGCUCCCAGCUACAUGAGCUGCACGGACGCAGGAUGUAGGUUGUGCCAACCGUUAUGCUGCAGUCUACAGUCUCUGGCAGCCAUGCGACAUAGUGACCUGUGA
This is a messenger RNA of Symbiodinium sp. CCMP2592, 600 nucleotides long. Lineage: Eukaryota; Dinophyceae; Suessiales; Symbiodiniaceae. The record is from the annotation of a GenBank genome assembly.